Messenger RNA from Chanos chanos (milkfish), 629 nucleotides. RefSeq names its product chromobox homolog 1b (HP1 beta homolog Drosophila) (gene cbx1b). The transcript has 5 exons. The record is from RefSeq and is a predicted model, not a curated record. Gene Ontology annotation, cellular component: nucleus. NCBI's taxonomy places the organism in Eukaryota, Metazoa, Chordata, Actinopteri, Gonorynchiformes, Chanidae. Bases 3 to 629 code for a protein of 208 amino acids.
AGAUGAGCCAGGCAUCGGAUCCUCCUGCCGAUGCUCCUGUUGUGGCGGAAGCUGCACCUCCUCAAACUGAGAUCAAGCAGACAACAGAAGGGAAAAAAGAGGAGAAGAGAAACGCUGAGGAGGUACUGGAGGAAGAGGAAGAGGAGUAUGUUGUAGAGAAAGUUUUGGAUCGACGUCUGGUGAAAGGAAAGUUUGAAUAUCUUCUUAAGUGGAAAGGAUUCUCAGAUGAGGACAACACAUGGGAACCGGAGGAUAACCUCGACUGCCCGGAUCUUAUCGCAGAAUUUCUGCAAUCUCAGAAGAAGGCAAAUGAAUCAGGGAAGAGACAGGCUGAGCCUGAUACCGAUGGCGCCGGGGAGGAGAGCCGACCCAAAAGGAGAAAAGAUGAGUCAGAGAAACUGAGGGGCUUUGCUCGAGGUCUAGAUCCGGAGAGAAUCAUUGGAGCCACAGAUUCGAGUGGAGAACUUAUGUUCCUUAUGAAAUGGAGGAACUCUGAUGAGGCCGACCUCGUCCCUGCUAAGGAAGCGAACGUGAGAUGUCCGCAGGUCGUCAUCUCUUUCUACGAGGAGAGACUCACCUGGCACUCAUACCCCACAGAGGAGGAGGAGAAGAAAGACGAUAAAAACUAG